UUCUAGAUAAAAAAAUUGAUGAUUAAGAAUUAACAUAAUGGAGUUCAAACUCAAGACACACGGCAGCAAACAAACAGGAACACAAUUCUUUUUCUCAAGUCUAAACUAAUUUUUUUUUUUUUUGUCUUUGCCAUGAUGACAAUACAUAUUAUUUUACUCAUUGUUUUGCAAGAUGCCAAUCCCCAGUUUACAGUGCAAUAUAAAGGCUUAGAGGAUUAAUUAGGUUAAUUAGGCAGGUUAGUUUGGCAAGUCAUUGGACAACAGUGGUUUGUUCCAUAGCCAAUCAAACAGAUAAUUUCUUAAGAGGGCUAAUAAUAUUAACCUUAGCAAUUUUUUUAAGUAUUUUAUUCCAGACAAAUUAAAAUAAGGCUUUCUCCAGAUGAAAAAUAUAAGAAGAAAUAUUGUGUUAAAAUUCCCUUGAUCUGUUAAACAUCACUUUGGAAAUAUCUGAAAAAGAACUGAAAUUUCAUAGGGGGCUAAUAAUUUUGUCUUUUUAACUGUAGUUAAUGUAUAGCUAAAUGUGUAUAUGACUUUUAGUGUCGUUAAUAUAACACACAAAAUCAACUAUUCUAUUUUUAUUUAUUUAUUGUUACUUUCACAAUUAUACUUUCCCGAUAAAACCUGCGUUCAUUUGAGCAGAUGUAACGAAAAAAAAAAAAAAAAGUUUGACUUAUGUGCUCAUCAUGCGUGGCUGAAUUUAGACACGCAUAAGAGAUAUGUGUAAUGUACUGUGAAGUUGUCUUGACGCGCUCAGUUCAGUUCAGUUCAGUUCAGUCUGCGCUGUCAUGGCUUGGUGUGAUCGUGGCGUUCAGAUUGUUUUGACGAGCCUGGGCGCGUUCGCAGCGAUCAGCCUGAUGACUGUCGCGAUCGGAACCGACUUCUGGCUCUACUCUAGAGCUCACAUCUGUAACACGACCAACGCAACAGAUGAAGCCCACACCUUGCAGCAGCCAAAGAAAACACAAGGAGAUUUCACGCAUUCUGGACUUUGGAGGAUCUGCUGUAUGGAAGGUAAAUGCAUGGGCUGAAUUUUAAUAUGUAGACUAGAAGUUGCAAAUAGAAAUAAAAUCUACACACAGUUAAGGAAGAAGGAAGAAUGUAUUGAAUUAAUAAAUUCUGCCAGAAUUUACAGAAGCAGGAAUAACAUUCUCUUGAGUAAACUAACACUAAACAUAUCCUAAAAUAAAACUUAAAAGAUUUACAGAAGCAGGAAUAACAUUCUCUUGAGUGCAGGAAUCCUAUUUGUAUCUGCAGGUCUUAGCAAUAUCAUCGGCAUCAUUGUUUACAUCUCCAGUAAUGCUGGAGAACCUAGUGAUAAGAAAGGAGAAGAUAAGAAGAACCUGUACAGCUAUGGAUGGUCCUUCUACUCAGGUGUACUCUCCUUCAUUGUGGCAGAGGUCAUCGGUGUGUUGGCCGUCAACAUCUACAUUGAAAAGAACAAAGAGGCCCAUUUUAAACACUUUGAGUUUAUUAAAUCUGUCCCUUCCCCUUCAUCCUCUCCCUACACAAGCAUUCCAAGUUACCAUUACAGACAACAACGGUCUCAGUCCUGUUCUCAGUCCAGAGAGCCAUCUAAAAACACUUCCCUUGCCACACUUAGCAUCACUGGCUCCUCACUGCCUUUGGGGGACAUUUUAAUGUAUACGGUGGGGAGAGAACAUCCACUAAAGGCAGGUGCUCUGGCCUCCUAUAACACUGAUCUUGAACAUCCCAACUUUCUGCAAGUCCACAACCAUGUUUCUAAAGAUGUGAAGGACAGUCUGAAUUGCAGGAUAACUCCUGUGUAAAAAUGCAGUUUGCAGUUACAUGAUGCAUUUAUAAUUAUUUACCGUUUUACUCAAUCAUUUUUGGUUCAGUUCUCAAAUGAGAGUUAUUGGUUUAGUUCCAUUUCAGUUGGUCACUUUCGAAAUCACAUCGAUGUCCAAUAAAUUGGAAACUACUUCGAGUCUAGACUAAACAAGCCACUGCAUAUUGGCAUGCAAUAAUUGCAUCUGGCUGCCACCGAUCGCAGUGCGAGUAUAAAUAGGCAGCAGGUGCAACUCAUACUCAGCUUUUCACUUCGUAGCUGAGCGAUAUCAAUCGUUCUGCUCUUAGUUUAGCUCACUCUAAGGGAGCUUCUUUGUGUUGUUGGAACAGCGCUACUGCGGUGGUUGUUUUCCCGUGUUGAGUGGAUUGCCCACAUCAGGCUGCACUACCCCCUGUUUAUGUUGCAGGCGGCCAUCUCCCCUGUGUGCUUCAAGCUAAAAGAGCCUUUUUCCCUAAAAUAGCAUUCACAUUCAUGUUUCUGGAUGCAAUCAUUACCUGACGCUGGAUGAUGGUCAUGAUCGCUGCCUCACGUUCCUGGGCAUUAAGCACACUGAGGUUGGGCUUGUGGAUGAGUCAUGUUCUCAUUGCGGGAACACGGCCAUCUCAGAGUUGCGGUGCCUUUGCCUCUAUCUAUUUCUCUUCCUGGCAGAAGUCAGGGGAGGACUACUUCAGGC
This is a messenger RNA of Cyprinus carpio (common carp), 2480 nucleotides long. It is a transcript of the gene cacng4a, whose product is annotated as voltage-dependent calcium channel gamma-4 subunit. Gene Ontology annotation, molecular function: channel regulator activity; voltage-gated calcium channel activity. Gene Ontology annotation, cellular component: postsynaptic density membrane; AMPA glutamate receptor complex. Lineage: Eukaryota; Metazoa; Chordata; Actinopteri; Cypriniformes; Cyprinidae. Gene Ontology annotation, biological process: regulation of AMPA receptor activity; neurotransmitter receptor transport, postsynaptic endosome to lysosome; postsynaptic neurotransmitter receptor diffusion trapping. The record is from RefSeq and is a predicted model, not a curated record.